Messenger RNA from Morone saxatilis (striped sea-bass), 908 nucleotides. It is a transcript of the gene cdipt, whose product is annotated as CDP-diacylglycerol--inositol 3-phosphatidyltransferase (phosphatidylinositol synthase). Lineage: Eukaryota; Metazoa; Chordata; Actinopteri; Moronidae. The transcript is spliced from 5 exons. Bases 135 to 746 code for a protein of 203 amino acids. Gene Ontology annotation, cellular component: membrane; Golgi apparatus. The record is from RefSeq and is a predicted model, not a curated record. Gene Ontology annotation, biological process: phosphatidylinositol biosynthetic process. Gene Ontology annotation, molecular function: CDP-diacylglycerol-inositol 3-phosphatidyltransferase activity.
UGAAACCGGAAGCUUGACGCCGCUGCAGGAAGUCAACCGACGCUCGUUUCUGCCUGAAAUACGAGUUAUUACCGACAAACAACUGACGCACAAACACGACGGAUUAACAACAAAGACCGCCACAAACAUCCAAGAUGGCGCAGGACAAUAUUUUCCUCUUCGUUCCUAAUUUGAUCGGUUACGCCCGGGUGGUUCUGGCUCUCAUCUCUUUCUACCUGAUGCCCUGCUGCCCGUGGCCCGCCGUCUUCUGCUACCUGCUCAGCGCCCUGCUGGACGCCUUCGAUGGUCACGCUGCACGGGCGCUCAAUCAGUGCCUGUCCUUCUGCGGCGGGGACGGGCCGGCGGAACCAAAGUCUUACACCUCUCCUGUUCCAGCCCAGCAUGCUGUCUGGCGGAAAGCAUGUGCGCGGAGCCCAGCGGACUGCCACCUGUGGGGCAACCAGCCCCACUCUCUCUCUCUCUCUCUCUCUCUCACACACUCACACACACACACACUCUCUGACUCUGUGUGUCUCCUGCAGCCGGUGCUGUUUGUGAUGUGCGCCGGGAACGAGCUCUUCUUCUGCCUCCUCUACCUCCUCCAUCACAUCCAGGAACCAGCUGCCUGGCUCUACUGGCUGCAGGGACUCUGCGGGAUCAUCUGCCUGCUCAAGUCCGGCAUCAGCGCCCUGCACCUCGUCACCGCUUCCCAGAACAUGGCCGCCAUGGACGCCGCCGAGCGAGAGACGAGCGCCAAGAAGCAGUGAGAGAGGAAGUCGGGGAGACGAAGCCACAGCGGUUUUAUUUCUUAUUGUUUUUGAACUGAGCUGACUUUAAUAAGACAAGAAACACGACAUCAGACGGAUGGACGGACAGACAGACAGAUGGACAGACAGACAGAUGGACAGACGGACAGACGGACAGACAGA